ACUUAGACCUAAUUGCCUAUACUAGCACUCUAAAAAUAGGAGUAUCAUACACUAAUCCAAAGUUUGAGCGGGCAUUCUGUCUCUUUAAUAGUUAUAUAGAAACAAAUGCUGGAAAUAAUCAGAUGUUAUUCCACAUGCAGUGUAUUAAGGAUUAUAUAUGUCAUAUUGAGCAGAGAUCUUCUAAUAAUAGAGGAAUAUUUCCAGAUAUUGAUUCUGUUAUCCAGAAUAAGGAUGUACUAACCAUUCGAUUAUGGGUAGCAUUUAUCUUAGAGAAAUUCCAACCCAUUCCUAAGUCUGAAGAAAACGUUGUAUCAUUAUCUCAA
Molecule: messenger RNA, 323 nt
Organism: Funneliformis geosporum
Lineage: Eukaryota; Fungi; Glomeromycota; Glomeromycetes; Glomerales; Glomeraceae
Source: the annotation of a GenBank genome assembly